AUGGUGGCUUCUGUGACGAGAUGGUGGGCUUGGUGGCUGAGGGGGGAGCGGUGGUUUCUGCGGGUCUUGAUUUUUUUGAAGAAGAGCCGGGAGGAGUCGAGCGGAGAAGGCAGCGGCGUUGAGAUCCUGGCCAACCGGCCCUACAGCGAUGGCCCGGGGGGCAGCGGGCAGUACACGCACAAGAUCUACCACGUGGGCUCCCACAUCCCCAGCUGGUUCCGGGCGCUGCUGCCCAAGGCCGCGCUGCAGGUGGAGGAGGAGUCCUGGAAUGCCUACCCCUACACCCGCACCAGAUACACCUGCCCCUUCGUGGAGAAGUUCUCCAUCGAGAUUGAGACUUACUACCGGCCCGACUGCGGCCAGCAGACGAACGUCUUCAACCUGAGCGCGGCCGAGAAGAGGCAGCGGAUUCUGGACACCAUCGACAUCGUGCGCGACCCCAUCUCGCCCGGCGAGUACAAGGCCGAGGAGGACCCCAAGCUGUACCGCUCUGCCAAGACGACGGCUGGGGGGCCCCCCCUGGGAACCGUACGCGGGGUGGGACGUGUGGAUGAGAUGGGCAGCUGGGAGGCGCUUUAG
Messenger RNA from Tinamus guttatus (white-throated tinamou), 579 nucleotides. The record is from RefSeq and is a predicted model, not a curated record. NCBI's taxonomy places the organism in Eukaryota, Metazoa, Chordata, Aves, Tinamiformes, Tinamidae.